Messenger RNA from Cloeon dipterum, 1447 nucleotides. Its product is annotated as inactive hydroxysteroid dehydrogenase-like protein 1. Lineage: Eukaryota; Metazoa; Arthropoda; Insecta; Ephemeroptera; Baetidae. The transcript has 8 exons. Gene Ontology annotation, molecular function: oxidoreductase activity. Bases 344 to 1321 code for a protein of 325 amino acids. Gene Ontology annotation, cellular component: mitochondrion. The record is from RefSeq and is a predicted model, not a curated record.
UAGCGAGCUGCCUGCUCGCGUUUCACUUUAUUAAAUUAAAUUUGCAGUGCUGGCGAGUGCAGGUUGCCAGAUAUAACAUUUCUCUCCGUUCAACAGCUUCCGGAAGAGCUAGCACGUUGAACAGAGCACGCCGCGGCACGUCAUUCCAUCGCUUAAUUGUCCACAGAAGCAGUAGCAGCAGCAGCAGCAGCAGCGACGGCGACGCGUCCCUCCAGCGUCGUGGGAGGAGGAAGAAAGCUAGACCCGCGGGAGUAGGACUGACUUGGUAGACACGCAACAAGUUCACUCUUUCUCUCGAUUGCCUGGCAGUGCGCCACUUUUUGACGACAAACAUCCAGCCGGGAUGCUGCUGAGCGCGGCGCUUUUGACGCUCGCCACCGUCGGCCUGCUGGUGGUGGCCACCUUCGUACUGGGGCUGCUCGCCACCCUCGCCACGGGGCUUAGGGUCUUCUUCUUUGAGCCUGCCAUGUGCAAAAAAUCGGUCGACCUGAAGGAAAAGUUUGGAACCUGGGCAGUUGUGACUGGCUCGACAGACGGAAUCGGCCGGGCGUACGCCGAGGAAUUGGCCAAGCGAGGCCUGAAUCUAGUCCUUGUGAGCCGAAAUCUGGAGAAGUUGACGGCAGUGGCCGCGCAGCUGGGUACAAAAUACAACGUCCUGGUUCGCAUCAUCGUGGCUGACUUCAGCAAAGGCGAAUCGAUCUACGAAAGCAUCGACCAGCAACUGGCCGACAUCCCGAUUGGAAUUCUCGUGAACAACGUGGGCUCACAAUACUCGUAUCCGAUGUACGUGGGCGAGGUACCCGCGGAUCAGAUUUGGUCCAUCAUCAACGUCAACAUAGGUGCGACGGUGAUGAUGACCCGCAUCGUGUUGAGAGGCAUGAAAUUGAGAGGAAAAGGUGCCAUUGUUAACGUGUCGUCCGGUUCCGAGUGCCAACCUCUGCCCUUCAUGACUAUCUACGCCGCUUCAAAGGUAUUCGUCAAGAGUUUUUCUGCUGCCCUUCGCAACGAGUACCAAAACAGCGGAAUCACCGUGCAGCACUUGUCGCCGCUGUUCAUCAACACGAAGAUGAACGCUUUCAGCCAUAGAUUGCAAGAGGACAGCGUAGUCGUGCCGAGCGCGUACACCUACGCCAAAAGUGCAGUCAGCACCUUGGGAAAGGUGGAAAGCACCACCGGCUACUGGGCACACGGAAUACAGUAUUGGUUUACUGAACUACCACCAGUGUGGAUGCGUACUAUUAUUGGAGGGAUGAUAAACAAAGGUUUCAGAACGGAUUACUUCAAAGGCAUCCAGAACAACAAUAACCUCCAGAAGCAUUAGGCUGCUUCAGUGAGUCGGCUCAAUUACUGUAAAUACUUUACCUGAUCUGAUGGAGUGCUAUUUUUAUCCAUAUCAGCUAUGUAGGUACCCGUGAGAGAAUAAAUCACCUGCUAAUUUUUAACGUAA